This is a messenger RNA of Caenorhabditis remanei, 807 nucleotides long. RefSeq lists its product as uncharacterized. Lineage: Eukaryota; Metazoa; Nematoda; Chromadorea; Rhabditida; Rhabditidae. The record is from RefSeq and is a predicted model, not a curated record. The transcript has 4 exons. The coding region runs from base 1 to 807 and encodes 268 amino acids.
AUGUCGGUGGUCUUUGCGUUCAUUUUUCUUCUCGUCAACACCGUCGUCCUAUCGACGAUUCUGUUUCAAUGCGCGACGGCGAAGAGAUCAAAUCAGCACAAGAACAAGUCGAAAAAGUCCACUCGAUCCCGUAAAUCGAGUCGCAGUGGAAAGUCGAGCAGAUCGAGGAAAAGUAGUCGAAGUGGAAGAUCCACGGCGUCGUCAAAGUCUGGAAAAUCGUCUAGAUCUGGAAGAUCCUCCAAGUCCGGAAAGUCUUCGAAAUCCAAAUCUGUCAAGUCGUACAAGUUGAAACCGAAUCCAAAGGGACAGAGCAAUAAAAAAGUGCAAGCGGCCAUUCUAGCUGACCAAAAAGCAGCCAAAGAUGCCAUCAACCCAUCUCUGAAAGAAGUUCACGACUUGUCGACUUCUGAAAAACAGAUGAAUCAAUUGGUUACCAAAAAAGAAGGAAACUCCAAAGUGUCUUACACCAAUAUCCGUGUCAUCCCCCAUGAAAUCAGCUUCCCACAAAUCGGAGGACUCAAACAUGUUCGGAUCAAGAACUCGUCUGGAAAACGGAUAGUUUAUAUGGUGAAAUGUUCGGAUAACAUGAUGUAUAGUAUCAAUCCAGUCUAUGGAAUUAUCGAGAAUGACAAGGAUGCUCAAAUCAAUAUUUUGAGAGAAAAUGGAGAGGCCAAGUACGAUAAAUUGGUUAUUAUUACUGCUGUGCACACGGACAAGAACAAGACUGCCGAGCAGACAUUCGCCAGUCUCAAUGACAACAACUCUCAUAACUACAAUAUCAAUGUGGUUCCUCUUCUAAUUCAGUAG